UAUAGGCCCCGUAAAUCAUUUACUUCAUUCCAUGUUCAAUCAGAUCGACGUGUAUUUCAAUCAAAAGCUCGUGUCGCCUCCAAACAACGCUUACGCGUACCGCGCGUACAUCGAGGCGUUAUUAAAUUAUUCUUCACCCGCAAAAACUUCCCAUCUAACCUCCUGUCUAUGGGACGCGGAUACACCCGGUCAAAUGGACGAACCGGUGGAAUCAAAAUCGCCAAAUUCCGCUCUCGUGAGACGCGCGCGUUACAUUCACGGCGGUCGAGCGCUAGAUCUUGUAGGGCAUCUCCAUUGCGACGUUUUCAAUCAAGACAAAUUUUUAAUUAACGGUGUAGAAGUACGCUUAAGGCUCGUCCGUUCGAAAGAUUCGUUUUGUCUUAUGGACAGUAACGGUUCAUCGUCGAAAAUUCAUAUACUGGAUGCGAGCUUACUCGUGAGAAGGGCGAAAAUAAGCGCCGGAUUAUUACUCGCGCAUGCUAGAAUGUUGAGUAAAGUUACGGCCAAAUAUCCGCUCACGAGAGUCGAAGUUAAAACAUUUACGAUUCACAGUGGUGUUGUGGGUGAAUCGUUAGAUAAUGUAAUACUCGGUCAACUUCCGAAAAGGAUAAUAGUCGGUUUUGUUAAUAAUAAAGCGUUUAAUGGUGAUAGAAAAUUAAAUCCGUUUAAUUUCAAAAAUUACGGAAUAAAUUUCUUCUCGCUAUACGUCGACGGUAUGCAAAUUCCUAGUAGGCCGUUACAACCGGUUUUCUCGCCGGAGGAACCGCUUUACGUCGAAGCUUAUCAAACUCUCUUCGCGGGAACGGGCAUCCAUUUUUUGAACGAAGGAAAUUCUAUAAGUAGAGACGAUUAUUCCAAGGAUUAUACGCUAUUCGCUUUUGAUCUCACACCCGACCUAUCAGCUAAUUACGCGGGACAUUGGAAUCUCGUGAGACAUGGUAGUUUACGAUUAGAAGUGCGAUUCGAGAAGGCUCUCACAGAGACCGUUAAUUGUAUUAUUUACGCCGAAUUCGAUAAUGUAAUAGAAAUCGAUUCGUCUCGUCAAGUCAUCGUCGAUUUUGCCGGAUAGAUAUUUAUCGCUCUCAAGUAUUUGACCGUUACAACGUAAUACUCGGAAAAUUUCCCCUCCUUUUUCUCCCCUCCACAUUCGAUCAAAAUGCUAAUGGAUAUAGUCAUCGACAUACAAGGUUUCCGCGAUGCCAAUGCGAAGUUUAUCCCCAAAGAAGUCGCUAUUAUCGCGCUUGACGCUCCAUUCGUCGGACAUUGGAUUAUGAUGCCUCCGCAUUCAUUUGACGAUUUACCAAGAAAUGUAAGACAUGAAAAUAACUGGCUUACACGAAAUUAUCACGGCAUCGAAUGGUUCGACGGUGAAGCUAAUCCGAAAUAUUUUACAUCGCAACUACGUAAAAUAACAAGACAGGCACGAUACAUUUACGUUAGAGGUACCGAAAAAGAAACCUACUUGCGGAAUCUACUCUCCAGAAAUAUAUAUAAUUUGGAAGAUAUUUCUCCCGCAUUCAAAAAUCUGUCAGAGGGAGAAGUGCGCGGACGUUAUUGUGGUUACCACGGAUUUCGAAAAUUCGGAAUCUUUCAUUGCGCAUUACGCAACGUAUAUAAAUUAAAAUAUUGGUUGAUCGAGCGAAAUAAUAACGUCUACGGCAAUACGAACGUUAGUACUCAAGCUACUUGUGGUUCUCCGGAUAAAUGGUGUGUAAACACCAGUGACGACGACGACGACGACGACGACGACGACG
Formica exsecta is the source of this 1754-nucleotide messenger RNA. RefSeq lists its product as uncharacterized. Bases 32 to 1069 code for a protein of 345 amino acids. Gene Ontology annotation, molecular function: ribonucleoside-diphosphate reductase activity, thioredoxin disulfide as acceptor. Gene Ontology annotation, cellular component: cytosol. The record is from RefSeq and is a predicted model, not a curated record. The transcript is spliced from 2 exons. NCBI's taxonomy places the organism in Eukaryota, Metazoa, Arthropoda, Insecta, Hymenoptera, Formicidae. Gene Ontology annotation, biological process: deoxyribonucleotide biosynthetic process.